CGUAUUUACGCGACCGCUUGGAAAUGAUUCUGUUCACAAAUCCCUGGUUUAUGUGGAGUAUACGACUUUAAUGCGUUUCCAAAAGACAUAUAUCAAAGCGUUUUCCUUUUUUUAGUUUAUUUAUGUUUAGUAAAUAUCGUGAAUGGUGAAUGUGGGCAGAAAAUGUUUACGCCGAGAUCGCUGAAGCUCAAGAGAGCGCCAGAGUCUUAUCAGCAGCAGCAGAACCCAAAGAGAAGCAAAGCGACAUCCGAAGACCCUGUUUCUACAGCUACAUCUUCACCUGAUACCUGCCCUCCAGAUAAGACUGUACCUAUAGAAACAGAGGAGGAACCCCAUCGGAUAGAGACUGAAGAAGAGGAGCAACCCCAUCAGAUAGAGACUGAAGAAGAGGAGGAACCACAUCAGAUAGAGAGCGAGGAAGAGGAGGAACCAGUGAAGUCCUUCAAGAAGAGCCAGAGAUGGCCAGAGCCCGGAGAGCCCGUGUGUGUCAUGUGCGGUCGAUAUGGAGAAUACAUCUGCGACAAAACAGACAACGAUGUCUGCAGCCUGGAGUGUAAAGCCAGUCAUCUGGCCAAAAUGUGCUUGGAUUUGGGAGAUAAGGUGUUUUCUAGAGAUCUGGAGGAGGGUUUGGAGAGCUCCAGUGCAGCAGACACUGGGCACAGUUACUCUUACAAGGAGGAUGUGUUCAUCUCUGAACUGACUGAGGAGCAGGUUGAGAGGGUUAAAGCCGAGCUGGCCAUAGUGACCGCAGGCCGAGAGGUCUGUAGACCCAUUAUAGAGUUCGAACACUGUAACUUUCCCACAGCUCUCACGCUCAACCUGAAGAAAGCCGGCUAUGAGGCUCCCACUCCCAUCCAGAUGCAGAUGGUGCCUGUUGGUCUGAAGGGCAGGGAUGUGAUCGCCACUGCAGACACAGGCUCUGGAAAGACGGUCGCCUUCCUUCUUCCAGUGGUCAUCCAGGCUCUCCAGAGCCAGACUGCUUCUCCGUCUCGUCCCACGUGUCUCAUCCUGACCCCGACCAGAGAGCUGGCCAUCCAGAUAGAGAAGCAGACGAAAGAGCUGGUGAUGGGCCUGCCGAACAUGAGAACUGCUCUUCUGGUGGGGGGGAUGCCUUUACCCCCUCAGCUGCACCGACUCAAGCAGAACAUCAAGAUAGCGAUAGCCACUCCAGGACGCCUCCUCGAGCUCCUGAAGCAGAAGGCUGUACUGCUGGAGAACGUCAGGGCUCUUGUGGUUGAUGAGGCGGAUACCAUGCUGAAGAUGGGAUUCCAGCAACAGGUUCUUGAGGUUUUGGAGACGGUCCCUGAAGAGCACCAGACGCUGUUGACGUCAGCCACCAUUCCCACAGGAACUGAACAGCUAGCGGCUCGUCUCACCCGCGACCCUGUGAGCAUUACCAUCGGUCAGAAGAACCAGCCCUGCGCCAACGUCCACCAGAUCGUCCUCUGGGUGGAAGAGCCGUCCAAGAAAAAGAAGCUUUUUGAGAUUUUAAAUGACAGAAAGCUCUACCAGCCUCCGGUAGUUGUGUUUGUGGACUGCAAACUUGGGGCUGAUUUGCUGUGUGAAGCUGUGCAAAAGGUCAUGGGGUUAAACACCGUCGCUAUUCACUCAGACAAGAUGCAGUGGGAACGCAACAAAAUCGUAAAGGGUCUACUGGAGGGCCAGUUUGAAGUGGUGGUCAGCACUGGGAUUCUCGGUAGAGGACUGGACCUGGUCAAUGUGAAGCUUGUAGUGAACUUCGACAUGCCAGCUAACAUGGAUGAAUAUGUUCAUCAGAUCGGUCGAGCCGGUCGACUGGGCCACAGAGGCACCGCCAUCACCUUCAUGAAUAACAACAGCAAGCGGCUGUUUCUGGACAUCGUGAACCGGGUGAAACCCACGGGCUCCAUCCUGCCGCCACAGCUCCUCAACUCCCCAUAUCUGCACGAGCAGCAGAGGAGAGCCAGACAGAAGAGCAGCCGAGGAGAAGACCUCCUCGUGACCAAGAGCAGCCUCAUCGACAUCAUCAGGAAGCACGACAAAAGAGCCGCCAGGAAAUAACUAGCAAAGGUUUCUAUUAGUAGAUGUUUGGUUGGUGCCUUUGUCAUUUGUAUUUUCAAUAAAUGCUACAAGUGAAGGAAGAAAA
Molecule: messenger RNA, 2125 nt
Organism: Carassius gibelio (silver crucian carp)
Lineage: Eukaryota; Metazoa; Chordata; Actinopteri; Cypriniformes; Cyprinidae
Gene: ddx59
Product: DEAD (Asp-Glu-Ala-Asp) box polypeptide 59
Exons: 7
Coding region: 163-2040 (625 amino acids)
Molecular function (GO): ATP binding; RNA helicase activity; nucleic acid binding
Source: RefSeq, a predicted model, not a curated record